This is a messenger RNA of Sugiyamaella lignohabitans, 960 nucleotides long. RefSeq lists its product as uncharacterized. The coding region runs from base 1 to 960 and encodes 319 amino acids. The record is from RefSeq and is a predicted model, not a curated record. Lineage: Eukaryota; Fungi; Ascomycota; Dipodascomycetes; Dipodascales; Trichomonascaceae. The transcript has a single exon.
AUGCCGACGGUGGUUCUUCCUAAUCACACGCUGCUGAGCUUCUCGGACACGGGGCGACCGCACACCGGCCAGUAUGAGACGGUGGUGCUGUGUCACGGAGUGGGAUCCAACAUUCGGGUGUUUGAAUCGCUGAACGAAGUGGUUCGAAGUGGCCAGGUGAAAAUCCGGUUAUUAGCUUAUAACCAGCGAGGAUACAGCGGGUCGUCACCGCUGCCAAAAGGAAAUCUUAAGAAAGAAGAGUAUGCUUUAGAACAUGCGACUGAUCUGGUGGAGUUUCUCGAAUAUGCCAACGAGGAUCUUAAGCUGCCGAAACCGCCUAUCGUUGUUGGCUGGUCCAAAGGCACGAAUCUUCUGAUAGCAAUUGCCUGUCAAUCGUUUCUUCCUACAGAAUUACGACAAAGAGGAUUAAAAUACUCGUCGGCGUUUGUACUUUAUGAACCUCCCAGCAGCAUAUUUGCAUUGAAACCCGACCCGGCUUUUACUAAAGCCAUGACUCCCCCUGAAGGAAUGUCCAAAGAAGAACAAGCCCGAACACUUCCUCAGCGAUUUGAAAAGUCGUUUGGCGUUUAUUACGAGUAUCCGGACCCCAAUUCUAUUGAAGGAGCCAAACCUGCUACGAAUGUCAGCGAGCCUGCUGCUGUUAGAGAACUGAUUUUGUCGGCUAAAGAGCCUCAUAUGAUCCCCCACGGGUUCACCUGGGCCAUUGGCAGCGCCAAAUACCAGCGCCAGGCCGUACAAGAAGCGCUGACUGCCAAACUGGACAUUCCCGUGCUGGUGGUGUGGAACGGAAUGACCGCUCCCUACUGUAAACAGGCGGCUCUCGAGGCCCAUAAAAUGGGCGGCCGAGUGGUCCAACUCUGGAACGGGGGAAACCACUACGCUUUUGUCGGCGAACCCCGUCGCUGGCUCACCUCAAUUCUCACCGCCGUCCACGACUCCUCCUCCUCCUCUAAACUCUGA